Chaetura pelagica (chimney swift) is the source of this 756-nucleotide messenger RNA. RefSeq lists its product as uncharacterized. The record is from RefSeq and is a predicted model, not a curated record. Lineage: Eukaryota; Metazoa; Chordata; Aves; Apodiformes; Apodidae. The transcript is spliced from 6 exons. Bases 1 to 756 code for a protein of 251 amino acids.
AUGGGGGGACAGGGAGCACCCAGUCCUGGGGACCCCCCCUACACAGCCCAGGACCUUCUCCACCCCUCGGUCACGCUGGAUCCACGGGCCGAGGGCACAAGGUUCAACGAGGCCAAGUGCCGGGAGCUGCAGAAGUUGGCCUCCAAGCACCCCAGCCUGGUGCCCGUCGCGCUGGAAGUGACCGACCCUGCCAGCAUCAAGGCAGCUGCAGCCAGAGUGGGGGAGAAGCUGGGGGGCUCGGGGCUGAACCUCCUCAUCAACAACGCUGGGAUGGCAAAGCCAAACUCACUUGAUAUGGAGACACAGGAGAGCAUGACUGAGAUUUACACCACCAACACGAUUGGGCCCUUGCUGCUGAGCCAGGCGUUCCUGCCCCUGCUGAAGAAGGCUGCCCAGGGGAGCCCGGGCUCAGCGCUGAGCUGCAGCAAGGCCGCCAUCGUCAACAUCUCCAGCUCAGCAGGGUCCAUCCAGGAACUCUAUAUGUGGGGUCCCACACAUGUUGUCUCGUACCGCUGCAGCAAGGCUGCCCUGAACAUGCUGAGCAGGUGCCAGUCCCUGGGGUACCGGGAGCACGGCAUCCUCUGCGUGGCUCUGCACCCCGGCUGGGUACAGACCGACAUGGGCGGCGCCGGGUCACUGAAGCCCCCCUUGACGGUGGACGAGAGCGUGCGAGGGAUGCUGAAGGUGCUCUCCUCCCUCUCCGAGAAGGACACUGGCACCUUCCUGGACUGGGAAGGGAAGGUGGUGCCCUGGUGA